CAAUGAGCGAGUGAUUCGUGGAGGAACGGGCUCUAUAGGAGGAGGUGCGCCGGCGCUGGGUAGUCGGUGUUGUUCGGUGCUCGGCGGAGUGGGAACCGCCGGACGAGGAAAUCUUGACAAUGGCAACAGCACAGUCGGUCUUUGCUUUUGCUGUCUGCAUUUUAAUGAUAUCGGAAUUUAUAUUGGCGAAGAAAGAUUAUUAUGAAAUUUUGGGCGUGCCAAAAAAUUCUUCUGACCGGCAGAUAAAGAAGGCGUUUCACAAACUUGCAAUGAAAUACCACCCGGAUAAAAACAAAAGUCCUAAUGCGGAGGCAAAGUUCAGGGAAAUUGCAGAAGCAUAUGAAGUCCUUUCAGAUGAGAAGAAAAGGAAAGAAUAUGAUCACAUGGGUCAUCAAUUUUUCAAUGCAGGCAGUGGUGGCCAUCAAACUGGUUCUUUCAAUUUUAACUUUGAUGACAUUCUUAAGGAUUUUGACUUUGAUUUUGGCCACAGAGCACAUCACAAGAAACAUUUCAACAGUCACUUCAGGGCACAUCAAGAAGCACAAAAUGCACAUAGGUUUUCUUUUGGAGAUAGACAAUUUCCUUUUGGAGGUGGGUUGUUUGACGAUGUAUUUGAAGACAUGGAAAAGAUGUUCUCGUUCAACACUUUUGGCAGCACACACAAGCACACAGUGAGAACUGAGAAGUUUCAGAGCACUGGGAAGCAACACUGCAGGACUGUCACACAGCGGCGAGGGAACAUGGUCACCACGUACACGGACUGUUCAGUGCCGUAAACUUGUGGAAGUACAACAAAUGUAACAGUGUGGUUGACAGCUUUUAUGUGUCAUGGUUUGUUUCCCAUGCAGAGUGUCAAGAAAGGCAGUAGCUGAGCUGACUUGCACAAAAAAAAGUUUUCCUGUUAGUUUUUGAGGCCCUUCAUAGAAAUUAUUGGGUGCAAUGAUCUAAUUCAAGCUAGAAAAUGUACUUGGCAGUAGUAUACACUUUCUUAGUGAAGUUCCAAAUGUAUGAAUAAAGCAAUAGUAAGAACAAUUGUAGUAACAGCUAGCUCAGGAAGUUAAAGUAACAGGUAAUAAUGAUGGAACAGUUUACUCUAACAUGCCCGCAUUUGCUUAAUUCUAAAGUAUCUCAUUCAUUUAAGUUCAAGAGAAGAUCUUGUUAUUUCAGGGCUAAUGAAGACAUGAUCUAAUUGCUUGACCUAGUUACCAGCUUACCAGGCUUUUUUUAAAAAAAAUAUGAGCUACUGUAUCUUGUCAUUUGAUUUCUGAAUGUGAAUUGCUAAACCCAUGCCUUAUUGCUUUUGUUUCACGGCUUAAAAGGUCUUCAGACUUGGAUGUAACUUUGGAUUUGCUAUAUUGCCGUGACUUUUUGGGCCUUAGAUUUGAAAAUAAUUGCAAUGCAAAAACAUAUGUUGUGAGGAAUUGCCUUGUUUGAAUCUGAACUGUUCGUACAGCAAAAUUGAGCAUUUAGUUAAAACUUGUUAAUUUCAAAUUGUACACAUUAAGAAAAUUAAAAUAUGAAGACUCAAUUCUUGCAAAGUUCAAAGUGCUGAUUAAAAUCACAUUUUAAUAUAGAAAUUUGGAUUUAAUUUCAAACAAUACCUAAACUGGGGUUCUAUAAAAAUAAUAUUUACAAAUUCAUAAACUAUAGCAUGUUUUUCUGAUAAAAGAUCAACUUUAAAAGUGUGUGUAGGUGAGGAAAAGUGCCGUUCCUCAGAUCCAUAUUGAUUUUUGUUAUGCUAUCCAGCUAACAAUAAACUAUUUAAAUUGUUCUUAAAUAACUACAAUUAACAUGUACUCUGGUGUGUUUAGCAAACUUGUAUUACUUAAAAGAUGAUGUUUAGUUACAUUGUGAUCACUUGUCUUUCUUGCCAUGUCUCCCAUCUUUUUGGUUAGUGUACAGAGUUUAUAAAAUGGGGGUUACCUCAUUUCAUUUUCUGAAAAACAGAGGUGAAGAACUGUGUACUGUCCAGUGUGCAAUAUUAGCAAGCAGAGACCUGUUCCUGGACUACAGAAUCUGUGUCCAAAAUGUCUGCACUUUUCCAAAAUGCACUUGUUAAAUAAAUCCAGUUGACAAGACCUUGCAUUGUUUAAAUAAACACUUUUCCCAUGGUUUCUUUGAGGUUCAAAUAUGCAAAAAUUCUUUCAAUGAUACUCUUACAUGGUAUUUUUUUUUAUUACCACUACUUUGCCAAAGCUUGAUAGAAUUUGUCAUUUUUUUGUUCAAGACUUUUAUUAUCUCAUGUCAUUUCAAUGUUGUACUCUACCAUUUGAGUGGAGAAUUUCAGGGCCACAUCACAUUCUCAAUGUUCCUAUCCAAAAAAUUUGCAUUUUAACACUGACAGUUUCUCCUGUCUUUUAAUACGUCUCUGAAGUUUUUCCGUGCUACUAGCAAUGAAUAAGAAUGAAGUUUAUAAUCCCUGACACUGACAUUUGCACAACAGUAGAAGCUGUAAAUUACUGAGGCUGUCUGUUGAUGUUACUUCCUAGCUCCCCACAUGAUACGCAAGCCAGGGCACUGCAAUUUGGAGAGCAAGCUAUUGCCCAUGCAGCUGUCUCUCCCUCUCCACGCAGCUGUUGAAUCCAAAGGAACGACAGAGACUGAUACAAUUUGGCACCAGCAGCAUGAUAGGAGUUGCCAGUCAGCACUGAACUCAAUAUAGAGCUUUCUGAGCGACUCCAGCUCCAGAUUUUUCCUCGGGCGUUUACUGCCGUGGCCUGCCACAGGAGUGGGCAUAGCCACAAGGCAGCGGAGGUUUGAGAUCAGUUUUCCUUCUAGAUGAGCUGUCAACCACGGCUGAUGAGUCCUAUCUGCCUAAAGCGCAUGGUUUUAAAGCACCAGUGACCUGCCUUUGCUGCUUCUCCUGUCAGUAGAAAUGGUUCUCCUGGGUUUAAUAGCUUGGCCACACAUGAAGGCCAGGGGCUGGACUUAGUUGUAAGAGGCUAUUUGAGAUGCAUGGUGUUGGGAGCAUUUAAUAGGUAAUGGGAGCUUAUACCCACUACCACUGCUGGCUGUGACAACCUUAAGGACCAAUGUAAAUUACUAUAAGCUGUACAUGAGGCAUUGACUGUACUUCCCCAAUGAUAGUAACACAGAGAAGGCAUAUACGGCCCCCUGUUGUCAUCAUCAUCAGUAUGUGUCAAGUUGUAUGACGUGGGCGAUCAUGAUCUUCCAUCUGUCUUUCCAUCUGUUCUCAUUCUCUUCUCUAUCUAUGACCAUGAUAUUUUGGCAAAUUUUUCUACAGAAGUAGUUUGCUAUUGCUGCCUUCUGUGCAGUGUCUUUACAAGAUGGGUGACCCCAGCCAUUUUCAACACUCUUCAGAGUUUGCCUGGCAUCAGAGGUGGCGUAACCAGGAUUUGUGAUGCACCAGCUGCUCCUAUGGCUUCACGUGACCCUGAUUGGGGAGUUAAGCAUGACCUGCAGGUUAGAGGUGGGAAGGAGGGCCUUGCACCUCCUUUAGUAGAGACAUAUCUCCACUAACCCACCUGACUCCGUGUUGAGGGUCUUUAAUAAUAGAUGCUGCCUCCUUGAGCCAUCACCUCUUGAAGCUGGCCUCAGUGGUGCAAGGGUUGAACCUGUGAUGAAACUAGCUGAGUCUACAACCCAAUGCCCAGGAUUUCUCAUUUCUUAACUAAAUGUUUCUUUCCCAGUCCCACCUUGACUCUGUCCAGUUAUUGUAGAACCUGGGCAAAGGAAAACAAAAAAUGCUGUGGCAAAUUAUUGAAUAUUGCUGCCUCCUUGGAUUUUCCUCUACCUGUCUAAUCCUCGUAAACCCUUUCUACAGAAUGCUUGUUAAAAUGAAGAACCAAGCUUCAAAUAAGCCUUUGCUAAUUGUAUUGCUAGAGCUCUGAUGUAAUUAUGCACAAUAAAAUGGUUUAUGAAUUUUAUUUAAAUUCUAGCUAAGUUCUUAAAUUUAAUUUGUUUUGCAUUUGGCUUGUUAUAAGAAGAUGAAAUAGCUAAUGCCACAAGAUGGCACCAAAAUUCUGUAACAUUUUUGCUAUAUAAUCCAUAUAUACAAGGUAUAAAUCUCCACUCGACGUUUCUGCCAGUCGAGAUGAACAGCUUGUGAGAAGUCCCAGAUGUGCAUUCCACUUCUGACCCAUCUAAUCUAAUAAAAUUACCAUUUGUUUAUGAGAUGUUAGAUUGACUUUCUUUGAAGCCUUCAUUCUUGAUGAGAUUAGCUGACAAUGAUCAAAUAGAAUUGCUUUAUGAUAUAUUUACUUAAAAAGGAUAGAAUUGAAUCAAAGUAACCCAUGGUAAAGCUAAGCUCUAGCUAAACAGUACUUAAGAACUGAGCAACAUACAGAUGGCUGGAAGAACUCAGAUCAGACUGCAUCCAUGGAGGGGAAUAAAUAGUUGAUGUUUUAGGCCAAGAACGGUCUUGGACCUGCUGAGUGCCUUCAGCUCUAUGUGUGUUGCUCUAGAUUUCCAGCAUCUGCAGAGAUUUGUGUCUUUAAGUUUCGGAGUUUUAAUCUUUUGGACAAACUUGGACUAAACUGUGGUAAGGAUUAGCAUACCACUUAUGCUGAAAGCAAGAUAUUUUUCUAUGU
Molecule: messenger RNA, 4550 nt
Organism: Mobula hypostoma (lesser devil ray)
Lineage: Eukaryota; Metazoa; Chordata; Chondrichthyes; Myliobatiformes; Myliobatidae
Product: dnaJ homolog subfamily B member 9-like
Exons: 3
Coding region: 120-776 (218 amino acids)
Cellular component (GO): endoplasmic reticulum
Molecular function (GO): protein-folding chaperone binding; misfolded protein binding
Source: RefSeq, a predicted model, not a curated record